AUGUGGAAUUCAAGGCUAUAAGGGUAACAAAUCCAGGUCCAAAAGGAGAAGAAUAUGCUUGGUAUCAGUGUACGGUUAAUGGUGGACGAGAAGGUCGACCAAUUGGAGCUUAUGAGCUUGCAAAAGCAGUUGAAGAGCUAGGAGCAGGAGAAAUACUACUUAACUGCAUUGACUGUGAUGGCCAAGGCAAGGGAUAUGAUCUAGAUUUGAUAAAGUUGAUCUCAGACGCUGUCAGCAUCCCUGUUAUUGCAAGUAGUGGCGCUGGUGCUGUUGAGCACUUCUCGGAGGUGUUCAGGAAAACAAAUGCAUCAGCAUCCCUUGCUGCUGGCAUCUUCCAUAGGAAGGAGGUGCCAAUUCAAUCCGUAAAAGAGCACUUGUUGAAAGAAGGCAUAGAGGUUAGACUCUAACCUUAUGAUUGACACGGAGACUUUUGGGAUAUUGUCUACAGUGGCACAAAAAACUAUGAAAACAUAUGCUCAAGAUCAGGUCUAGUAAGAAUUUCCUAAGUUUGAAUUUGACAUUUGUUGUAUACUAUAUUUGCAUCUUUUGCAUUCAGGAUUGAUCUCAAUACUCUCUUUUUUCUUUUUUUUUUUCAAAAUUAAUUAUUUGUUUUGAUGGAGACUUCAGAUUCUGUAUUCAAUAGUGGUUUUAACACCUUGCAUUGGAGAAUUAUAGUUAAUAAUAAACUUCAAUUCUAUGC
Messenger RNA from Rubroshorea leprosula, 700 nucleotides. The record is from the annotation of a GenBank genome assembly. Lineage: Eukaryota; Viridiplantae; Streptophyta; Magnoliopsida; Malvales; Dipterocarpaceae.